CGGAUUCGCGCCAUCGAUGUCGACGGCAAACCUCCGACGGCAAGACCUGAAAUGAAGUUCGGCAAGACCUCAGACGGCCUCUACGAGGAGAUCGGGGCGCCGGUGCCGGCGCUUCCCUACCGCCAAUUCAAAAAGAAGCUUAAAAUUCUGCGCAUGGGCGCGUCCGGCUUCCUUGCGGAGGGCGGCGGCAGCGUGCCUAGAAGCGGGGAUAUCGAUCUGGCGUUUUGGUCCUUUGUAUCGGGCUGGCUCGCGCGGCUUGACCGUCAGUGGAAGACGGCGGUGCGCACGGUGCUGACACUCCGCGGUGAGGACGACCCCGCCCUCAGCGAGCGGGCGCAGGCGCUGCACGCUUGGGCAGAGCUGACGCGGACGGGAGUGCGCAAGAUUGUGAAGAAGGUCAACAAGCUGAAGGGGGAGGGAGACCUGCGCCUGCGGCCGGUCCUCGACUACGCCUUCACGCGCGGCUUCCUGGGCUCGCAGCUCGAGAUGAUCUUCUCCACCGACAAGAGGCCAAGUUGCCCUGUCUGCCUCGAGGCCCUCGACCCGGCCAGCCUCGCCCCCGUCGCGCCAGCAGAGUGCGGGCACGCCAUGUGCGCGCCUUGCUUUGCCCGCAUCGCAGGAGCGGCGGCGGAGGCGGAGGAGGCGGUUCGGUGCCCGAUCUGUCGGCGCCGUGUGCGGUCACCGGCCAAGCCGCUCACCGCGCCCCCACGUCGCUCGCCCCGGCUGCUGUCGCCGCCCGCGGAGGCCUGAGGCGCGUUUAGAAAGGCGCCGCUCGCUGCUUUGUUUGAUGCUGCGCCGCGCGUACGUUCUUGCCCAAUCCUGCCGGUUCCGCAAUCGGCAGCGGGGAAGGGGGCUUGGGGGGCGGGGGCGGGGCAUGUCUCCGCCCUCGAUUGUGCGAUCUUGAGAGCUUGGUAUCUGUGGGUGACAGGCCGGGAGGGGGGAGGGGAGUUCGUUGCACACAAAGGAGUUCGCCGAGCCGCGUUCGACGGCGGGUCUCGGACUGUGUCUGCGGUACGUGAGAGUGCGAUACGUAGCCUCCUAGCGUCAGUGGCAGCACAUACUACCAGCUACGGUAACUAGAGUGUACUAGCUACUACUGCAGCGUCUGCCCGCCUCUCGCCCCUCGCGCCUCUAGCCCAGUCGGCUGCGCCCUCCCUCCCCAGGCCCCAUGUGCCCGGAGGGUCCUACUCUCUCGCUCCCCGACCCCUAACUUACUAACUGUCGGGCCCUCCCGACUCGCCGGUGGUAGUUCGCACCAGAGGCGCCACCGCCUGCCCUGCACGCAAUCCCUCGGCAGUAGCGCACGAUCGGUGUUUCGUAGCGCCCUGGUGGCGGGAUGGCGCCGCUCGUCGGUAGGCUCUUUACGGAUAGGCGUGGGCUGCUUUAAUCCCGAGCAUUGCGAGAAGCAAGUUCUGGCCGAGGAGGGGCCGGCCUGCCCUCAGUCAAAGGAGAAGAAUUGCCCCAGCAAACUGCUUAUGCACGAUGCCUUGUCCGCCUCUGCCAUCCCUGCCACCACGCGGAGCGUCUCCACCGACCACCUCUCCAACACGUCUCGUGGCUCGUAGAGCUUAAAGCACCAGGUCAGCCGGCGAAGUCGCUCGGAGCUGCUGCCAUCGGUUGAGACUCCUGUGGCGUCAAGGGCAGUGACGAUCGUCUGGGUGGGGCACUCGCGAAGUCGCUGCUGGAAGGUCAUCCGUGUUGUUAGCGUAGGUCGACGCGGCUCCACUGGCGGGGGGCGGAUCACUCGGGGCCGCCGGAUCGGCGUCUCUGGAUGAGCGACCGCCAGGUUGGAGAGGAGGAAGGUUGGCAGAUCCUCCUCGUCGACCGAGCACACCGAGGUCGGCGAGGAGGCUCCGAGCGACGAGCACUCACUGCUGCUGCACCGCGACAUGCCGCUGCGUAUUCUCACUUGCAUGCUGUUUGUGG
Messenger RNA from Emiliania huxleyi CCMP1516, 1926 nucleotides. RefSeq lists its product as hypothetical. The record is from RefSeq and is a predicted model, not a curated record. NCBI's taxonomy places the organism in Eukaryota, Haptophyta, Isochrysidales, Noelaerhabdaceae. The transcript has 6 exons. The coding region runs from base 52 to 750 and encodes 232 amino acids.